AUGGACUACGAAGUUCUCAAGGAACAAUGGAGCGAAGUGGAAGAUCGCGAUGGCGUGCGCUUGAGCUGGAAUGUCUUUCCUAGCUCCCGGAUGGAAGCAUCGAGACUGGUAGCACCGAUUGGCGCGCUUUACACACCACUGAAGGAGAAGCCAGAUACUCCUCUGCUGCAAUUCGAGCCAGUGACAUGUAAACAGCCUUGUCGCUCUGUUCUGAACCCCUUCUGUCAGGUUGAUGUUCGCGCGCGCGUGUGGAUCUGCCCGUUCUGUCUAUCGAGGAACCCGCUGCCUCCUCAUUACAAGGACAUCACCGCCAAUGCCAUCCCCCCGGAGCUUCACCCCACGAAUACGACGAUCGAAUACCGCUUGUCCCGUCCCGCCCCCGCACCGCCUAUCUUUUUCUAUGUGGUCGACAUGUGUCAAGAGGAGGAUAGUUUGUCCUCGUUGAAGGACUCGCUAGUGAUGAGUCUCAGCCUUUUGCCCGAAAAUGCCCUGGUGGGCCUGAUCACAUAUGGAACGAUGGCUCACGUUCACGAAAUCGGCUAUGAGGAAUGCGCGAAGUCCUAUGUUUUCCGGGGAAGCAAAGAUUAUUCUUCUAAGCAGGUUCAGGAGAUGUUAGGCUUGACUUCCUCUGGGGCGCGACCUGGCAUGCAGCCGCAGCCGGGGCGCCCUAUGCCCAUGGGCCCGGCUUCUCGCUUCCUUCUUCCUGUGCAGCAGGCUGAGUUUCAGCUCACCAAGGCUUUGGAGGCUCUGCAGAAGGACCCCUGGCCAGUAGCCAAUGACAGGAGGAAUCUUCGCUGCACUGGUGUCGCACUUAGCGUCGCGGUAGGGCUGCUUGAAUCCUCCUUCCAGAACUCUGGAGCUCGAAUCAUGCUCUUUGCCGGUGGCCCGGCUACCGAAGGACCUGGAAUGGUUGUUGGCCCUGAGUUGCGUGAACCCAUUCGGUCUCACCAUGAUAUCGACCGUGAUAACAUCAAGUACUUCAAGAAGGCCCUGAAGUUCUACGACAAUCUGGCUAAGCGUACGGCCCACAAUGGCCACGUCAUCGAUAUCUUUGCAGGGUGUCUGGACCAAGUCGGUCUUCUCGAGAUGAAGGGUCUCUGCAAUUCUACCGGGGGGCACAUGAUUCUGACGGACAGCUUCACGUCGUCCAUGUUCAAGCAAUCCUUUGUGCGCAUCUUCGAGAAGGAUGGCGACGACAACCUUCUCAUGGGUUUCAAUGGUGUCCUGGAGGUUCUAACGACAAAAGAACUCAAGGUAACAGGCCUUAUUGGGCAUGCCGUUUCCCUAAACAAGAAGUCAGUCUCCGUUGGAGAAACAGAGUGUGGUAUCGGCAACACCUGUUCCUGGAAGAUGUGUGGAGUCGACCCGAAGGCCAGCUACGGUAUCUACUUCGAAAUUGCAAGCCAAGGGGCGCCUGCCCAUCAGCAAGCCCCGCAAAAAGGCAUGAUGCAGUUUUUGACAUACUAUCAGCACUCGUCUGGCCAGUUUCACCUUCGGGUGACCACAAUCGCACGAAACUUGAGUGGGCCUGCUGGUGAUCCAGCGAUUGCACAAUCGUUCGACCAGGAGGCUGCUGCUGUUCUCAUGUCGCGCAUUGCGGUCUUCAAGGCGGAAGUCGACGACGGACCUGAUGUUCUUCGAUGGGUCGACCGUAUGCUGAUCCGACUCUGCUCGAGAUUUGCGGAUUACCGUAAGGAUGACCCGUCAUCUUUCAGGCUGGAGAAGAACUUUACGCUAUACCCGCAGUUCAUGUUCCAUUUGCGCAGAAGCCAGUUCUUACAAGUAUUCAACAACUCCCCCGACGAGACUGCUUUCUAUCGGCAUGUCCUCCUCCACGAAGAUGUCAGCAACUCUUUGGUUAUGAUUCAACCGACGUUAGAUUCUUACACCUUUGACCAAGACGGCGGACAGCCUGUUCUCCUGGAUUCAGCCUCCAUUCAGCCAACCCACAUCCUGCUCCUAGACACCUUCUUCCACAUUCUAAUCUUCCAUGGCGAGACCAUUGCAGAGUGGCGGAAAGCAGGCUACCAGGACCAGGAAGGCUAUGAGAAUUUUGCCGCUCUGCUUGAGCAACCGAAAGAGGAUGCCAGAGAUCUCAUCACUGAUCGUUUCCCCCUGCCUCGUUUCAUUGUUUGCGAUGCCGGAGGCUCUCAAGCUCGUUUCUUGCUGUCCAAGCUGAAUCCCUCAACAACCCAUACUACUGGUGCCUAUGGUGGUGUUGGUGCUACGACAGCUCAGACAAUUUUUACCGAUGACGUCUCGUUACAUACCUUUAUGGAACACUUGAUGAAGUACGUACUUUUUUUACGUAAAAAUGGAAAUGGCGACUAA
This is a messenger RNA of Geosmithia morbida, 2331 nucleotides long. Its product is annotated as protein transport protein SEC23. Gene Ontology annotation, cellular component: endoplasmic reticulum exit site; COPII vesicle coat. NCBI's taxonomy places the organism in Eukaryota, Fungi, Ascomycota, Sordariomycetes, Hypocreales, Bionectriaceae. Bases 1 to 2331 code for a protein of 776 amino acids. Gene Ontology annotation, biological process: COPII-coated vesicle budding; intracellular protein transport; endoplasmic reticulum to Golgi vesicle-mediated transport. Gene Ontology annotation, molecular function: zinc ion binding; GTPase activator activity. The record is from RefSeq and is a predicted model, not a curated record. The transcript has 6 exons.